UGUGUGUUUUCAAAUCCUGCCAAAGCUUCUCAGUUAGGUCUAAAUUUUUGACUAGAACAACCUAAUAAAUGGACAAGCCUCCGUCUGAGCCGUUCCACUCUAGUUCUGUUUGCUAUUGUUCUGCUGGAAGGCAAACGUCUUCCGUAGUGUGGAGAUUUGUGCAGGUUGUCUUCCAGGAUUUGCUCCUCUCGAGCGUUUAUCAGCAGCCUGCGUCAGCCUGACGCAGCGUCCGCGUGCAGCUGCGUGUCCUGCCGUCUACAACAAAAGGGCGUCGGUUUCAUCCUGUCGUCUUCCGGCUUUUACCUCUUCUUCAACGCUCCCACGUCUAAGUUGCCACGGCUCGUGUUUUCUCGGCUUCUCUACGGACCGUUUUCAGCUACAGCAAAGUUCGGAGUUGAGUUUGUUUCGCCCCUGGGCACCUUUUUGUAAAAACAGGCCACACCUCUUCACAUAUGACACCAGCCAGAUCCUAAAAUCAUAUCUACUUCCUGGAAGUCAAAUAUUCUGACUGGAUUUACAGGUAACGUUUCAAAGUGUGACGGGAGCAGAGAAAUAGACUCCUUCAUCAGAGAAUCUCUCUGCCACUUAAGAAUCACAAAUUGAAAUAUGACACUGACAUGGAAAAUGUUGAUUUUCCUGUUCACCCUGACUGCUGUAGGAAUGUUCUUUAAGUUAGAUCUCAGUAAACGGCGGCCGCCGGACAAUGAACAGCUACUGUACAAGAUCGCACAGGCCCGCAGGAUGCAGAAUAGAAACUCACUAGAUGAAAAAUUGAAAGACCAAACUCUUCAGGAGAAAAGCGUAGGGGGCAAAAACAUUUUUCCACAAGACCAAAAUGCACAGGACAACAACGUGCAGGAAAAGAGCCCAUGUGGUUGUCAGAAAUGUUUUUCCAAAGAUGACAAGUUUCUCAUGAGUUGUUUCAAUCCUUCCAUUGAACCAUUUCUGUCUGCAAGCUCCAGGCUGUCUCUGGAUGUUUUCAUGUGGUGGAAGCGCUUACAGUAUGAAAGACGCAACUUUAAUUACUACAAAACAGCAGUGGCCAACCUGUUUGCGGUAUUCCCGCCCGUUCCGGACCUUGGGAAGCCCAGCCCGGGAAAAUGCCGGACUUGUGCUGUGGUGGGGAAUUCGGUUAAUCUGAGAGGAUCGGGCUACGGAUCCCUGAUAGACAGUCAUGAUAUCGUUAUAAGAAUGAACGGCGGUCCGACCACAGGCUAUGAGAAAGACGUCGGCACCAAAACGACCCAUCGAGUCUUGUAUCCGGAAAGCGCCGUGGAUUUAGAUAAUUCUACUCAUCUCGUAGUUUUUGCUUUUAAAAUACAAGAUCUGGAGUGGCCCACCAAGGCCUUGACGACGGGAUUUUACACAACGUCACAUAGGAAAGUAAAACCCAAAAUAAACGGCAACAAAGAUUUGGUGAUGGUGGUCAACCCCGCUUUUAUGAAGUAUGUCCAUGAGAUUUGGAUGAAAAGGAGGGGAAAGUAUCCAUCCACCGGCUUCAUGACGUUGAUUCUUUCUCUUCACAUAUGUGACGAGGUUCACGUGUUCGGAUUUGGAGCCGACAGCAACGGAAACUGGAGUCACUACUUUGAAGUUUUAAAGAAAAAAAACUACAGAACUGGGCCCCAUUCUGGAACUAACGAAUACGCCAUCCUGAAACGGCUGGCCAGCGAACAAACAGUCACGCUUUAUAAAGGGUCGUGACCUCUGCGUCCCAACAGGAAGUUCCCCGAUUCGGAAUGAACAGUGCAAUUAAGAAUGUUGAGCAAGAAAAAGUUAUUUUUCGUCUUGAAAUUUUAGAAUGCUGCACCACUGAUUACGAAUGCCAAUUUUGAUAUUUAUUGAGGCAGAAGCAAAUCCCACCUACCUGAUUUCUACUGACAGACUUGCCAAAGCCUUUUUCAAAUUUAAAACCCAGCAACAUUUUAGAUCUAAUAAUUUAAUUUAAUUGGUUUAUUUGGUAGGGACAGACAUACAGCGACAUAGACAAACUGAACAAAACAGCAGUCCCAUGUUUACGUCAUAGUGCAAUAGCAACAGCUAAUUCGCAGCACUUGUCCCUAGAUGGGCUUUAAAAAAAAAAAACUCUAAAAGUUAAAGUAAUAAUCGAACAAACAGUGAAACAUGUUUGUUCGAUAGAGUAGAGCAGAAUAGAGUAGAGCAGAAAUCGUCUUUAUUAUCCCUCAGUGGGGAAAUUCAGGUGUACCAGCAGCAGCACAGUGACCAAAUGAGAGCAUUUAGAUCAGGGGUGUCAAACUCAAAUACACAGUGGGCCAAAAUUUUAAAUUGAACAAAGCCACGGGCCAAGGUUGGACAAAUGAAUCUUUUAAUAUGGACCCAAACAAGUUUUGAUUUAACAAUAAAUAUUGAACAAGCAAGGCUUAUAUAACUUAAAAGUGCAGGCGUGCAAAAUUGAGUUGCUAAAAAUAAUAAUAAA
Xiphophorus hellerii (green swordtail) is the source of this 2437-nucleotide messenger RNA. Its product is annotated as CMP-N-acetylneuraminate-beta-galactosamide-alpha-2,3-sialyltransferase 1-like. The transcript has 7 exons. Gene Ontology annotation, molecular function: beta-galactoside (CMP) alpha-2,3-sialyltransferase activity. The coding region runs from base 607 to 1704 and encodes 365 amino acids. The record is from RefSeq and is a predicted model, not a curated record. Gene Ontology annotation, biological process: sialylation. Lineage: Eukaryota; Metazoa; Chordata; Actinopteri; Cyprinodontiformes; Poeciliidae. Gene Ontology annotation, cellular component: membrane.